AUGAAUGGCAGGGAACACAGACGAGGCGACGAGGCGGCGAGGCGCGAGGCGCGGUCUAUCCUCUUUCAGAACCAAGACCGCAGCAUCGUCCUCAUCGACGUGCCCACGUCUAUUGAAGAGGCUCAAGCGUCCCCUGAAGAGGUCGGAUGCGAUGCUGGUCCGUUGAGGAAGAGGAGGAGGCUUAUCUCGUCCGAGCCGCCUCACCUGCCCUUCAAGACGCCCGAGCCUAAGGCUGGCUCAGGCGGCCUUACAGAAUCGGUGUCGGAUCUCAUGAUUGCAGCCGCCGCUACGGAAGCUCUAAGGGUGCUGCAAGAGUCGUACGCAGGUCCUUUCUGUCUGCCUCGUGUUACGAGACCAAACCCCCUCAAGUCUGCUUUUGUUCCCAAAGGCUCAUUCUUCCUGCACGGCACGGUCUCCUCUGAACGAGACCGCUUCGCCGCUGAAGCCCCCGUGUUUGAUCUCAUCGUCCUCGAUCCUCCCUGGCCCAACCGCUCCGCACGCCGGAAGCAGCGCAACUACAGAGUAGCGGACAGCCUCGGCUCGAUCCGAGAAACGCUGUCCCUCAUCCCCAUCGCUGCCCACCUCGCCCCAGACGGACUGCUUGCCGUGUGGAUCACCAACAAGGCAGGCGUCGUCGAGCUCUUGACAGGCCCGAGAGGUCUGUUUGCCCAGUGGGGUCUGGAACAGGUCGACGAGUGGACAUGGCUGAAGAUCACCACAUCCGGAGAGCCGAUCGUGGAUGUCGGUUCAACCUGGCGGAAGCCAUGGGAGCGGAUCCUGAUAGCUCGCAGGCGUGGAAGCAGUAGGAAACCGGCCUGUCGAGGCCGGGUUCUUGUCUCUGUGCCAGAUCUCCACUCGCGCAAGCCUAACUUGCGUGGUCUUUUUGAGGAUGUACUUGUCCCAAGCAACAAGGGUCUUGAAAUAUUCGCCAGAAAUCUCACCGCAGGAUGGUGGAGUUGGGGAGACGAGGUUCUGAAAUUCCAGCAGCCCGAGUACUGGGUAGAAUCGUAGCCACGAUGAAAAGCUGACUCUUGAGCUAUGUG
Cryphonectria parasitica EP155 is the source of this 1043-nucleotide messenger RNA. Its product is annotated as MT-A70-domain-containing protein. The transcript is spliced from 2 exons. NCBI's taxonomy places the organism in Eukaryota, Fungi, Ascomycota, Sordariomycetes, Diaporthales, Cryphonectriaceae. Gene Ontology annotation, cellular component: RNA N6-methyladenosine methyltransferase complex; nucleus. The record is from RefSeq and is a predicted model, not a curated record. The coding region runs from base 1 to 1011 and encodes 336 amino acids. Gene Ontology annotation, molecular function: nucleic acid binding; methyltransferase activity.